Messenger RNA from Leptosomus discolor (cuckoo roller), 390 nucleotides. NCBI's taxonomy places the organism in Eukaryota, Metazoa, Chordata, Aves, Leptosomiformes, Leptosomidae. The record is from RefSeq and is a predicted model, not a curated record.
UUUAGCUACGGCGAUGAGGACCUGGCUCCCAACACCGCCAACAUCCAGAUGACCUUCCUCCGCCUCCUCUCCACCGAAGGCUCCCAGAACGUCACGUACCACUGCAAGAACAGCAUCGCCUACAUGGACGAGGAGACGGGCAACCUGAAGAAAGCCAUCCUCAUCCAGGGCUCCAACGACGUGGAGAUCAGAGCCGAGGGCAACAGCAGGUUCACCUACAGCGUCUUGGAGGACGGUUGCACGAAACACACCGGCAAGUGGGGCAAGACAGUCAUCGAGUACCGGUCGCAGAAGACCUCCCGCCUGCCCAUUGUAGAUAUUGCACCUAUGGACAUUGGUGGAGCCGAUCAGGAGUUUGGCGUGGAUGUUGGCCCGGUCUGCUUCUUGUAA